CCGCAUAUAAAGCGAGAUGAAUGGCCGAAAGGGCCGAAACAGCAAAGAGCAGGCGUCGCAGUGGCUCUCUCUCUUUGUAACAACCCAUCAAAGUUGACAACAGGCCCGAUUUUGUCUCUGUAACUUUCCCAAGAGUGAGAGGUUUGGAGUGGAGAGGAGACAAAAAUAGCAGAAGGGGUAGAAGAGAAUCAGAUGAAUGACAAGAAACAAGAGAGUGGUUCUCAGCGUCAGCAAUGAAAGAACGUCGGAAACGGGACGCGGGUUCAUGGGGCAGAUUCUUCUGGUGUACGUUCUUCGUGGUCUUCUCUUGCGUUGUCGUCACUGGUGUCACCUUCUCCACCUUUAGCAUCUUUGGAGAGAAGUUUCGUCCAGUUCUAGUCUCUUCAUGGAGAAAGCAGGCGAUGGAAGCCAUCGCCGGCGAGUCCUUUAUUCCCCCGGCGAUCUCAAUUCGGGAAACUGUCAUAUUCCCCGACCAGGAACUGGUUUUCCUAAAGUACCCUCCAUCUGCUCGCUUAUUCACCAAAGAUGACCUGGACUGCCUUUACUUCUCUCCCAACUCAUCGGACAGCCACAUCAAGCUACCGCCGGAGGAUGUCGACGGAGAGACGCGCGACCAUCAGAUCGUACGGUGCCCGCGGCGCCCACGUGGAUUCACCUUGUCCCUUGUGCUGAAAUCCAACGCUCUACUCCGACCUGGCCCCACCCACCAGUGGGACUCUCUGGUGUACGAAGCUCUAAUCGACCGGGACAACACCACCGUCGCUUUUGUGAAAGGCCUCAAUCUACGGCCCGAUAGGGCCUCCAACCCCACAAGAUUUGAAUGCGUGUACGGAUGGGAUUUCAGGAAGCCCAGGUUCUUACUACGAUCCGAGGUGGUGUCAAUUGCCCAGGAGGUUGUGCGUUGCAGAACCCCGCUGAGCAUAUUGAACAAUCCCCAAAGGCUCAAUAGCACCAUUAAGGUAUCGGUUCGGAUGAAGGGCAAGGGCAUACUAAACUCAAUAGCGGAGCCCAAACGCCGUUCCCCCCCUGACCCACCCAUUCGGAAGCAACACGAGAUGUGCAUAUGCACCAUGGUCCGGAACCAGGCACGCUUCUUGCGGGAAUGGAUCAUGUACCAUGCCCAAAUCGGGGUCCAACGUUGGUUCAUCUACGACAACAACAGCGUGGACAACAUCGAAAAGGUAUUGGAGUCCUUAGAGACUGCCAACCUCAACAUUUCGCGACACCUAUGGCCUUGGAUCAAAACGCAGGAAGCCGGUUUCGCUCAUUGCGCCUUACGGGCCCGUGACAGUUGCGAGUGGGUCGGGUUCAUCGACGUGGAUGAGUUCCUACACUUGCCAUCAGGCGCAUCGCUCCAAGAUGUUGUGUGGAACCAAUCAAGGUCCGCCAACAACAACGUAGCUGAACUGCGAAUCUCUUGCUACAGUUUCGGGCCAUCGGGGCUAACAAGCGUGCCACCAAAGGGCGUGGCGGUCGGGUACACAUGUCGAUUAUCCGCACCGGAGAGGCACAAGAGCAUAGUGAGGCCAGAGGCAUUGAACUCCACAUUGAUCAAUGUGGUGCACCAUUUUCACUUGAGGAAUGGUUUUGAUUUUGUGAACGUGGAUAGAGGGGCGAUGGUCAUUAAUCACUACAAGUACCAAGUAUGGGAAGUGUUCAAAGAGAAGUUCUAUAGGAGGGUGGCCGCAUACGUGGCUGAUUGGCAAGAUGAGGAAAACGUGGGGUCCAAGGACAGAGCCCCCGGGUUGGGAACCAGAGCCGUGGAACCACUUGACUGGUCCACCCGAUUCUGUGAGGUGACGGACACAGGGCUCAGGGAUCGGGUUCUGCAAAUUUUCAAAGACCCGGAGACCCACAGGAUGCCAUGGCAGGAGCAUCAACAAGAUGAGGAGGACAGUUCAAUUUUGAUCGAGCGUGACAAGCAAUUGAGGAGUCAGAGGUUGUAUAGUGGACAAGAAUCGAAACAAAGCCCCGAAAAGCAGUCAGAGAGCGUUGAAAAUGAUGGAAGUGCAGAGUGUGUUUUCAGCCCCAGGUUCAAAUCUGUGGCUGCACUGGCUGGUUGGGACGAGGAGGCUCUUCUCAUCGCCAGUCUUGUGGUUGAAGACACGCCCGAUCGACUGGUCAAGCACAAGAAACGCUCCGAUUUGACGUUCAAGACUCCUCCAUCCAAUUCAAGAAGAAAACGCAGAACUCAGAGAAGGAGUCCGGCUUCAAUCCCUGUUACGGUUCUUGACCUUGAUGAAGGAGAAAAUGCAAAAGAAGAAAGUGAGAAAAAGAAGAUAGAAACAAAAACUGCCGAGCACGAAGAAAAGAACGUUACAGGAGAUAAACAACAGGGUGCGGAAAGCUCUGCCGCAUCUUGCUCAGCUUCAACUUCAACUUCGGUUCUUCCCUGUAUGGAUCGACUCAGGGAAGAGCUUUCUUGUGCAAUAUGUCUAGAGAUAUGCUUCGAGCCCAGUACCACUCCUUGUGGACAUAGUUUUUGUAAGAAAUGUUUGAGAUCUGCUGCAGACAAAUGUGGGAAGCGGUGCCCAAAGUGUAGGCAGAUGAUAAGCAAUGGGAGAUCCUGCACUGUGAACACAGUCCUGUGGAAUACAAUACAGCUGCUGUUUCCGCAAGAGGUUGAAGCAAGGAAAGCAGCGGGAGCCUUGAAUAGUCGAGAAGCCAAGCGACAAAGCCCAGAAAAAGAGGGUCAAACUAUCACAAGGAAUAGGAGUGUCCGGCCUUCUUCUGGGGUUGCAAGUAGAGAUGCUAGUGUGAGGAGGAGAAGAGGAAUGCCAAGCCAAAGUGAGGAUGCUGCAUUAGCUCUUAGGUUGCAGAGAGAAGAGUUCAUGGAAGCUUUCAGGGAACAACCCCACGAGGAACAGAGAAGCACUGUUUCCGUAGCCAGAGCAAAUUUGAGGGCUAUGGCAUCCAGGGCAGUCAGUCUUCGCGUUAGAGGCCGCCCUUACUUGCUCUAGUUUGUCAUUUCACAGUUGUAGAUCUUUUAAUUGGAUAUUGUUCUCAUUCAUUAUUCAAAGAGAAACAUUUGUUCCUAUACUCUGAAUUUCAUCGACACGAAGAUUCACAUAUCUUGUCGGUAAGAUUCAGAUUAGACCACCCAAAUCAGGAACCCUUCAUAUCUAAGAGAUCUUAGAUAUGGGAAAAUAGCUUUAGAUUGGGGCACAAGAGAAUAACUUAAAGGGUGGUGGACUUGUGAAUUAGGCUAAGUACUUAUUCUACAUGCUUUUCCGUGUUA
Molecule: messenger RNA, 3238 nt
Organism: Vitis riparia (riverbank grape)
Lineage: Eukaryota; Viridiplantae; Streptophyta; Magnoliopsida; Vitales; Vitaceae
Product: glycosyltransferase family 92 protein RCOM_0530710
Exons: 8
Coding region: 234-2960 (908 amino acids)
Molecular function (GO): metal ion binding
Source: RefSeq, a predicted model, not a curated record